Messenger RNA from Acanthoscelides obtectus, 1127 nucleotides. NCBI's taxonomy places the organism in Eukaryota, Metazoa, Arthropoda, Insecta, Coleoptera, Chrysomelidae. The record is from the annotation of a GenBank genome assembly.
GUAAAUAGGAAAUGAAAAAUUGCAUUAUAUUGCUCAUAUUACAAUACAAUAGUAGGUCUUGAGAGAGAUAAUUCAAAGUGAUCUCGUAUGUCUUAUUCGCAGUAUAGCGUUAUACUACGCUUUCGCUGAUUUUGCGUAUUCUUUGACGGGCAAUAUAAAUAAAAAUAUUUUAGUUAAGUAAAAUGAAGUGUCAUGGCGUGAAUUUAACCGAAGGUUUCGUAGACGUAAAUACAGUGCCCACCAAAAUCACUUGUUUCGGGAAGUGGUUAAAUGAACUGGAUGAAAAUGAGGAACUGGUUGUGUUUAUAACCGGUAAUCCUGGAAUGAAUGGUUUUUAUAAGGAAUUUGUGGAGACUGUCCAUAGAAAAUUGGGAUGGACUGCAUGGAUGAUUGGCCAUGCUGGACACAACGAUCCUCCAAAGAAUUACGAGACGCUUGUGCCAAAACUCGAAGAAGAUAAUAAAGAACUUUUUGGAUUGAAAGGACAGAUAAAACACAAGAUUGAAUUCUUCGAGAAGUACGUCCCGAAGACAGCAAGAGUCCAUCUGAUAGGACAUUCAGUAGGAUCCUACGUGAUCAUCCGGAUUUUGGAACACCCUUCAGUUAAACCGAAAGUAGCUGAUGUGAACCUACUUUUUCCAACUAUUGAAAACUUGGCACUGUCAACGAACGGAAAAUUUUUGAUCCGCAUCCUUCCUAAAAUCACUUGGCUUGUCAUUUUGGUUACAUCGAUCUUCAGUAAUCUUCCUCGAAUUAUUCAAACCUUUUUUUUAUACAUAUUCUUCGUUAUCAGUGGGAUUUCAGCUUCUGAACAUCUUGAGAAUAUAAGGGAAUUUUCAAGCCUAGAGAAGUUACGGAAGAUAUACUUUCUCGCUUUAGAGUGCUUUGAAAAUAUACGAGAAAGGGACGAUAGAGUACUAAAAAAAAAUUCGGACAAAAUAUCUAUUUGUUACGGUAUACAUGACGGAUUUACAGAUAAUGUGGAUUAUAAAAAAGUAAGUGAAUGCAUUCCUGGCAUGAGGGUCCAUGUUUGGAGCUAUGAUCAUGUUUUUGUGUUAAAGCAAAGUAAGUUAGUUGGUCAGCUUGUAUCGGAGUUUAUAGAAGAUAGAAUAAAGGCACGAUAAACC